AUGAAAGCGCAUUGCCCAAGAGUUAUAUUCGUUCGUCAUGGUCAAACCGAAUGGUCCAAAUCGGGCCAACACACUUCUGUAACAGAUUUAAGCUUGACUGACUUUGGGGUAAAACAAAUGAGAAACACUGGGAAACAUCUUAUUGGUGCAUCUCCAUUCCAAUUGAUUGAUCCUGCUAAUUUGAAACAUGUCGUAGUAUCCCCAAGAUCCAGAGCUAAACAAACAGUUCAAUUACUUUUGGAAGCUCUCACUGAGGAGCAGAGGGCCAAGAUUGAAAUUUUCGAGGACAAUGACAUUAGAGAAUGGGAGUAUGGUGACUAUGAAGGGUUGAAGACUCAGCAAAUUUUGGAAUUGAGAAAAUCAAGAGGUUUGGACACCCAUUUAGAUAAAGGAGACGUUUGGAAUAUCUGGAGAGAUGGUUGUGAAGGUGGUGAAGACUAUAAAGAGGUUACUAAAAGAGUGGAUGAAGUGAUUGCCAGAAUUAAGGUGAACCAUUUAAAGGCUUUGGAACAAAACGUUUCUUGUGAUACUAUUGUUGUUGCACAUGGACACAUUUUAAGAUGCUUCGCUGCACGUUGGCUUGGCAGGGAGAUUAACAAGAAUCCCGAUUUUUUGUUGGAUGCAGGUGGAGUCGGUGUAUUGAGUUAUGGUCACCAUAACAUCGAAGAGCCUGCCUUAGCAUUGGCUGGUGCGUUUGUCGUACCGAUGGAAGAAGAAGGUGCUGAUAUCUAA
Messenger RNA from Dujonia railenensis, 732 nucleotides. Lineage: Eukaryota; Fungi; Ascomycota; Pichiomycetes; Serinales; Debaryomycetaceae. The record is from the annotation of a GenBank genome assembly.